Messenger RNA from Dermacentor andersoni, 1428 nucleotides. RefSeq lists its product as uncharacterized. The record is from RefSeq and is a predicted model, not a curated record. Lineage: Eukaryota; Metazoa; Arthropoda; Arachnida; Ixodida; Ixodidae. Gene Ontology annotation, molecular function: metallopeptidase activity.
AAUGGACGUUCUGACCACCGACUAUACGGCCAGCUACAGACCCGAGUACAUGAACUUCAGCGAUGCGGACUUGAGAAGGGCCGUGAAUCGGCACCUGCCUGACCAAUCGCAAGAGUGGUCAGCGGACGUCCUGGUGUGUCUGCAGCUCAGGAAGUUCUCCCGCUUUCGCGAUGAGUUACGCAGUCCGGAGAAAGCCGCUAGCUUAAAACUGUACCUGGGCGCGUACCUGGUCUAUAAGAUGAUGACCUUUGCGUCGCGAUACCUAACGCGCGCCAUGAUGGAAGAUAAAGGCACGCUUUCGGCUGUAGACCGAUACUUGAGGGCGCAGUGCACAGACCUGAUCAACACUGCCUUGCCCCUGUCUGUCUGGAAGUUCCAGCAGGACAAGAUUGAUAACGCUUCGCGACUUGCCAUCUUCGACAUCUACGCCCGCGUGCUCCGAGCGCUCGUGGACGUCGUCGCAGGCCAUGACAGCAAGAUCGCCUCCAGUAUAGCCGAAUAUGCGCACACGCUAUCCCUCGGUGCUUUCAACUUGACCAUCAAGCGAGAACAACUGGAAGCGCUGUACGCGUUUGUGCCUCAACUAAGAAUUGAAAAACUGCGGUCAUUUCUACACCUGUACACCAUGGUUAUGGCCUCUACACUAACGGCGCUUAAGGAUUCCGUCAACGCCCUCAGGGGGAACCUAGUGCAUGUUCCGCACCUGGCAACAAGUUCCGUCUACCGUCUUCUAGUGGCACGCGAGAUAGCGAUCCCGCCAUAUGCAUUACUGUGGCCCAUGUUUCAUCGCGAAUAUCCUGCGGCAGUGAACAUGGGGCUGCUGGGAACGCUCAUCGCUCGAGGUCUGGUGGGCAUGGUGCAUUACAUGUUCUUCCUGGAUAACGACUUCCAGCCCCUGCCUCUGGCCCAAGUGAAGUUUCCACCUGCGCUGCUGGACUUCAUCGAGCGCCUUCAGCAAAGUCUUGACUACAGCUUCCAGAGGUUAAAAAACGGGACAACGUCGAAGACAGAGAUCGAGAAGCUGAUCAAGGAAGUCAUCGCGGGACAUGUGGUGAGGAGGGCUCUUGCCACGGUGUCGUCGCCGAGGCCCACCGCUUACUUCUCAGGGCUGCCUGCAGAACGACUCUUGUACAUGGCCACUUGCUUCAGAUACUGCCAGAUGAUACCGACAUUGAGGAACUUCGCCGCCUGUAACGUGGUUGUGCCGCACCUUCCUGGGUUUACGCAGGCGUUCGGUUGCAACGUUACGCCGGGCUCCGCGUACUCCUUGGGCGACAUUCCUGAAGCCGCGCCGAAGAAUGAGGACGUUGGACGUAGUACUACCGAACGUUUGACGAUUUAAUACUCCUGGCCGAAGGCCUGAUAUAACAGGACUUGAUCUUUGCUCUUAUGGGUCUUAUUUUUCCAGUGAAUGACGUAUUUAUUUGA